Messenger RNA from Erigeron canadensis, 941 nucleotides. Its product is annotated as protein N-terminal glutamine amidohydrolase. Gene Ontology annotation, molecular function: protein-N-terminal asparagine amidohydrolase activity; protein-N-terminal glutamine amidohydrolase activity. The transcript is spliced from 6 exons. The record is from RefSeq and is a predicted model, not a curated record. Gene Ontology annotation, cellular component: nucleus; cytosol. NCBI's taxonomy places the organism in Eukaryota, Viridiplantae, Streptophyta, Magnoliopsida, Asterales, Asteraceae. Bases 52 to 735 code for a protein of 227 amino acids.
AUUUUCUUUUUAAAAAAGAAAAGAAAAAGAAAGAUCAAAAAAGAAAAGGAGAUGGCUACAAGUCUGGAAUCAAAUUCAUCUGUUGCAAUUACAACCAGUUAUUCAGAUGUUUCUCAAUUUAAUCACACCCCUUCUUACUGUGAAGAAAAUGUAUACAUGCUAUGCAAGAAACUGAGUGCGGACGGAGUAGCGAAUCUAUCUGAUCUCUUUGUGGUCUUCAUUUCCAAUGAGAAUAAGCAUAUACCUAUGUGGCAUCAGAAAGCUAGCCAUAGAGCGGAUGGAAUAAUUCUAUGGGAUUAUCAUGUAAUUUGCAUUCAGAAAAGAGAAGAAGAAAACUCUGUGGAUCUAGUAUGGGAUUUAGAUUCAAAUCUUCCUUUUCCGUCAAAACUACCAUCAUAUGUAUCAGAAAGUAUCAGGCCAUCUUUCGAACUAUUUUCUGAAUUUCAGAGGGUCUUCCGUAUAGUGCAUGCACCGGUCUUUCUUCGUUCUUUUGCCUCUGAUAGGAGACACAUGAAGGAUUCUGAAGGAAAUUGGAUUUCACCUCCACCUGAGCACAAAGUCAUAGUAGCUGAAGAUGGAACCGUGCACAAUUUAAACCAGUACAUUGACAUGUCCACAAAAGACGUGCUGAAAGAUUUAGGAGAAGAUUCUGUCAAUGUAGUGUAUAUCGAACAACUGGGUGUCUUAGUGGGCGAGAGCCAGCUGGAGCAAUUCUUUUCUUGCUUUUCAAGGUAGUUGACAUGUUCUUUCUUACCGGUUACCACCAUAUUUUACAUUCUUUUUCAUAUUAUUCUCCUGUUACCUCACAGCAAAAUUUCACUUUUUGAAGAUGCAUAUUUUACAUGUAUGCAAUCUAAUUAGUUUUAGUUUGAAUCUUUUAAUAUUCAGUUGCUCGUAAAGUCGUGAUGUAUUAUGAGUAAUAGAAAUAUGAAUUACACCAA